AAGCCAACACCCACAGGGUUAAACCUAGUUACUGAAGCCACCCCCCUUCCCCUCCCAGUCCCCCUUUUCACAGUAAUCUGGCAGCUGUCUCAAGUUCCUACCAUAGCCAAAUGCUUGAGGAGAGAGAGAGUAAGGAGCCAGCUAUGAACCCCUUCCGGAAAAACGAGUCCAAGGAAACUUUUUUUUUACCUGUCUCCACUGAUGAGGCAUCACCUCAACCCCCCAGCCUCCCAAAGAAGCCACCUCCGAAAAUCUGUGGCUCCAACUAUCCACUGAGCAUUGCCUUCAUCGUGGUGAAUGAAUUCUGUGAGCGCUUUUCCUUCUAUGGCAUGAAAGCUGUGCUGACCCUGUAUUUCCUGUAUUUCCUGCACUGGAGUGAAGACACCUCCACAUCUGUAUACCAUGCCUUCAGUAGCCUCUGUUAUAUCACUCCCAUCCUGGGAGCAGCCAUUGCUGACUCAUGGUUGGGAAAAUUCAAGACAAUUAUCUCUCUCUCCUUGGUAUAUGUGCUUGGCCACAUGAUCAAAUCAUUGGGUGCCUUACCAAUACUGGGGGGACACAUGGUACACACAGUCUUAUCAUUGGUCGGUCUGAGUCUAAUAGCUUUGGGAACAGGAGGUAUCAAACCCUGUGUGGCAGCUUUUGGUGGAGACCAGUUUGAACAAAAACAUGAACAGGAACGAGCUAGAUACUUCUCAGUCUUCUACCUCUCCAUCAAUGCAGGGAGCUUGCUUUCUACAUUUAUCACACCCAUGCUGAGAGGAGAUGUGCAGUGUUUUGGGGGAGACUGCUAUGCACUGGCUUUUGGAGUUCCAGGAUUGCUUAUGGUAAUAGCUCUUGUUGUGUUUGCAAUUGGAAGCAAAAUGUACAAAAAAACACCUCCGGAAGGAAACAUAUUGAGUCAAGUUGUCAAAUGUAUCUGGUUUGCUGCUUCCAACCGUUUCAAGAACCGUUCUGGGGACAAUGCAAAGCGAGAGCACUGGCUAGACUGGGCAGCUGAGAAAUACCCAAAGCAGCUCAUUAUGGAUGUGAAAGCACUGACCAGAGUACUAUUCCUUUAUAUUCCAUUGCCCAUGUUCUGGGCUCUUUUGGAUCAGCAGGGCUCACGAUGGACCUUACAAGCCACCAGGAUGAAUGGGAAUUUGGGUUUUAUUGUGCUUCAGCCUGAACAGAUGCAGGUACUAAAUCCCCUUCUGGUUCUCAUCUUCAUCCCACUGUUUGACGUUGUCAUUUAUCGUCUGGUCUCCAAGUGUGGAAUUAAUUUUUCAAGGGAAGCAAAGUGCCAGGGAAGCGCUGAGAAGGAAGAAAGUCCUUCCUGCUGCCAGGGUCAAGAAAGACUUCUGAAGAGGAAAAUGAGAUCUCUGAGGAAAAUGGCUGUUGGGAUGAUCCUAGCGUGCUUGGCAUUUGUAGUUGUGGCAGUUGUAGAGAUAAAAAUUAAUGAAAUGGCCCCACCCCAGCCAGGCCCCCAAGAGAUUUUCCUCCGAGUCUUAAAUCUGGCAGAUGAUGAGGUGAAGGUGACAAUGAUGGGAGAUGAAAACAAUUCUCUGUUGGAACAGUCCAUCAAAUCCUUUCAGAAAAUGUCACACUAUUCUAAAUUCCACCUGAAGACAAAAAGCAAGGAUUUUCACUUCCACCUGAAAUAUCACAAUUUGUCUGUCUACACUGAGCAUUCUGUGAAGGAGAAGAGCUGGUACAGUCUGGUCAUUCGAGAAGAUGGGAAAAAUAUUUCCAGCAUGAUGGUGAAGGAUGCAGAAAACAUAACAACCAAUGGGAUGUCAGCUGUGAGGUUUGUUAACACUUUGCAUAAGGAGGUCAAUAUCUCCUUGGGUACAGAUAGUCCACUCAGUGUUGAUGAAGACUACGGUGUGUCUGCUUACAGAACUAUGCAAACAGGAGAAUACCCUGCGGUGCAGUGUAAAACAGAAGACAAUGGCUUUUUGCUGAAUUUGGGCCUUCUAGACUUUGGUGCAGCGUAUCUGUUUGUUAUUACUAAUAGCACCAAUCAGGGUCCUCAGGCCUGGAAGAUGGAAGACAUUCCAGCUAACAAAAUAUCCAUUGCAUGGCAGCUACCACAAUAUGCCCUGCUUACAGCUGGGGAGGUCAUGUUCUCUGUCACAGGACUUGAGUUUUCUUAUUCUCAGGCUCCCUCCAGCAUGAAAUCUGUACUCCAGGCAGCCUGGUUGUUGACAAUUGGAGUUGGGAAUUUCAUUGUGCUUGCUGUGGCCCAGUUCAGUGGCCUAGUACAGUGGGCCGAAUUCAUUAUGUUUUCCUGCCUUCUGCUGGUGGUCUGCCUGGUCUUCUCCAUCAUGGCCCACUACUAUGUUCCUGUAAAGCCAGAGGAUAUUCAGGAGCUGGCAGAGAAGCAGAUUCCCCAUAUCCAGAGGAAUAUGAUCAACCAGAAGACCAAGAGCACAAAGCUCUAACGGCUCCCAAGACUCCGCCCAGACCCAUAUUCCUGGCUCUCGGCUUGGCCAUCACCAAACUUCAAGCAUUUGUUCUCCUGUUUGGUUAGGAGAGAGGUAGCAUCAUAUCUGAGCUGAUAUCCUCCACUUUUCUCCCAUGAUAGAGGCAGUUCUGGGCUUUCCACUAUAUUGAAGAGCAAGGUCCCUGAGACUCUAUGUCUUCCCAUCUAUCAGUGAACUCAGUAAACCUUGUGUAGUGUUGCGGAAAUUGGUCUGGUGUCUCCAAACGGCCAUGAAAAACAUAAGUGUAUAAUUGUGAUUAGUUAUGUGAGAAUUCCUUUACCUGCUAUUUAGAACUGAUGGCCCCACUUUUUGAGAUGCUGAGUUAGGGGCAAAAUUGCAGAAUAACAGAGAAUAGUAUUUUAACUUUCUUUGUAAGCAAUAUAAUUGUGUUAUUCACAAGGACCUCAAGAAUUGGUACAUCUGAUGUGAUCUGGUCCAACCUGGCCUAUCAGCUAUCCAAGUUUGAUAAAACCUUAGUAAAAUUUUCAGUACAGCUGGUAAGAGCUAGAAUGAUAUUUUAUUAACACACAGGAGAGGAUAUAACUUUCUGAUAAUUACAGUAUUUUAUUUACUAACCCAAACAACCCUUUAUCGGUACUGAUAGAUCUUUGGAAAUCAAAUUAAAGAUAGUCAACAUUGGUAAACAUGGUUCUGGAAAACAGGAACAGGUAUGAAUUGUAGAAAUACUGAUGAGGCAUUCUUCUAUAGUGCACAUUCUUCUUAGGGACUACAAUAUUUCAGCCUGGCUUAUGCCCUCCUGUGGACAGUUGUAUAGACACUAAUUAUAAUUUUGAAACCCUGUCUUUUCAAUGUUGUUAGGCCAGCUUUUUCUCAUCAUUGCAUCAUGGCUUGCUCAAUGCAAAAAAUAUUUAAUAACUAAUAUUUUUAUGAAUCCAUCUUCUUUUUUUGUUAUUACUCCCUUCAGCCUCAAAGAAGUGCGUCCAUUUUUGAUAAUUUUUCUUGUCUUACUUUUCCCACAAUUUUUAAAUGCCAUUUCUUCAUUUAUACCUGGAAGUUUCUUGUUUAUUAAAAAACUUAUAUUAAUACUCUA
Molecule: messenger RNA, 3516 nt
Organism: Hipposideros armiger (great roundleaf bat)
Lineage: Eukaryota; Metazoa; Chordata; Mammalia; Chiroptera; Hipposideridae
Gene: SLC15A2
Product: solute carrier family 15 member 2
Exons: 23
Coding region: 111-2423 (770 amino acids)
Biological process (GO): transmembrane transport; oligopeptide transport
Cellular component (GO): membrane
Molecular function (GO): oligopeptide transmembrane transporter activity
Source: RefSeq, a predicted model, not a curated record